Sphaeramia orbicularis (orbiculate cardinalfish) is the source of this 1271-nucleotide messenger RNA. RefSeq lists its product as uncharacterized. NCBI's taxonomy places the organism in Eukaryota, Metazoa, Chordata, Actinopteri, Kurtiformes, Apogonidae. Gene Ontology annotation, molecular function: protein tyrosine kinase binding; MHC class II protein binding. Gene Ontology annotation, cellular component: external side of plasma membrane; membrane raft. The coding region runs from base 37 to 969 and encodes 310 amino acids. The record is from RefSeq and is a predicted model, not a curated record. Gene Ontology annotation, biological process: positive regulation of ERK1 and ERK2 cascade; interleukin-15-mediated signaling pathway; T cell activation. The transcript has 6 exons.
AUGUGUUUUCCUGACUGAAUCACUAGUUCAUUGAGUAUGAGAACAAGUCAAAGACGGAGACAAACAAUGGGUGAAUUUAUGUGGAUUUUACUUUGUAUGAUUUUUCUUCAAUUAACAGCAGAUGUUAAUGGAAACAACAUCAGUGUCUUCGUCCAGAAUGGAAAUGAUGUCACUUUGCCUUGUAUGAAUGUGAUCAGUGGUCAACAUAGAUGUGAGAAGACUACAUGGACUUUCAAAGCUUCAGUAAGAGAAUCAGCAGUGGAGUUAAUUAAAAAUGGAAAGGUUAAAGAAUCUGUUUUAAAUCGAUCAGACAGAAUGAAUAUUACAGGAGACUGUUCUCUGCUUAUAAACAAAGUCACAUUCUCAAGUGCAGGUCAGUAUUACUGUAAACAGAGCCAUGAAUCAAAAGAACACAAUGAUGACGCUGAGGUUCAUCUGUCUGUUGUGACCAUGACUGAAAGGAACGACAGUAAUGUGCAGUUCAUCUGCUCUGUGUGGGCACAAAAAAAAUGUGAACACACAGUGAAGUGGCUGUAUGAUGGUGAAGUAAUGAACAGUGUGACCAAAGAUUCAAAGAUAUCAUACAUCUGUUUGGCCUCUGUGACCUUGGAUAAUAAACCAAUAAAUUAUGAGUUGCUGGAGUGUGAAGUGACAGAUGCAGACAGUAAAAAAGUGCAUCGCUUUCCCUUUAAAUCUCCAGUUCAGGAAACAGGUGAAGAUGAAACUAAACCAACCACAACAGCAUCUACAACAACAGAAGAUCCUGUUUUUUUUAUCAGGCUCAUCAUUGUGUGUGUGGGUUUAACAGGCCUCUCAUUGACUGCUUGUGUUCUCCCCCGGUGGAUGAAUAGGAAACGGAAUACGACACAGAUCAGUCAAAAUGAAGUGGUCAUGUCUCACCGUGUUGUGGAGGCUUCUGCAGCCUCCGCCGACCCUGACGUCACUUAUGAAAACCAGCAAAACACAUAAGAGGACACAGAGUCGUCUGGAACAUCUCACCCAUCAGCGUUUAAUGGGUUUUCUAUCUAUCUAUAUAGACAUGAUCUUUCUGAGUCCUGUGUAUUUAGUAAUUUCUGAAUCUGUAACAAUUGUGCAGGUAUAUAUUCAAUUAUUUCACAUUGUCUUUAAUUUUUCUUUUUACAGGAAAAUGUUGUAUAUCAUUAAAAUCAAAUCCACUUUAUUGUAAUCCAUGAACGAAUGAUAUAGGUGGAUGUAAAGUCGUUAUUUUAAAUCCUAUUGUACAUUUUAAGACAGAGAAAAAUAAAAACAAA